Molecule: messenger RNA, 708 nt
Organism: Cyclopterus lumpus (lumpfish)
Lineage: Eukaryota; Metazoa; Chordata; Actinopteri; Perciformes; Cyclopteridae
Gene: dnph1
Product: 2'-deoxynucleoside 5'-phosphate N-hydrolase 1
Exons: 4
Coding region: 105-584 (159 amino acids)
Biological process (GO): deoxyribonucleoside monophosphate catabolic process
Cellular component (GO): nucleus
Molecular function (GO): 5-hydroxymethyl-dUMP N-hydrolase activity
Source: RefSeq, a predicted model, not a curated record
GAAAGAAUAACGUUUCCACAGCGUUGUACUUGCGACCACGAUCAGGUCCCGUUGGACACCACGCACAGUACGUGCGUCUGACGUCACCGCGCAGAGCAGACAGGAUGAAGGUGUAUUUCUGCGGGAGCAUCCGCGGCGGCCGCGAGGACGCGCACGUUUACCGGAGGAUCGUCCAGAAGCUGCAGAGCUACGGGAGCGUGCUGACCGAGCACGUGAGCUGCAGCGAGAUCAGCGAGAAAGGAGAGGACGCGGUAGGAGGAGACCGAGCCAUUCAUGACCGGGACGUGCGCUGGCUCCGGGAGUGUGACGUGGUCGUUGCCGAGGUAACUCAGCCGUCUCUGGGCGUCGGGUACGAGCUCGGCCGAGCCGUUACCAUGGAGACGAAGGUCCUCUGUCUGUUCAGACCAGCGUCAGGACGAAGUCUGUCGGCGAUGAUUCGCGGUGCUGAAGACAGCGAUCGGUUUGUGGUGAAAGAUUACAAAGAAGACGAAGUUGAGAACGUUCUGGAAGAGUUCUUCAACCGCCUGAAGAACCAGAAGAAAGCCCGAGGAGAACCUGAGGAGAACCUGAACAUCUGCAUUUAAAAACAACUUCCUGGUUCAAUUAUUUUAAGAAUGAAUUUACUGCAAUAAUAAAAGUGUUUCUAAAUAAAAAAAGGACUGAGGUUCUGGUUUUCAUGGUUCUGUUCUGAGAACCAGAUGAUUGACA